AUGUUUGUUAAAGUCUAUAAAGUUUUGACUACCAAGAAUUAUAAGUCCAAAUCCAAGGGAGGUGAUGUGAUUACAGAACCUUCUAGGAGGAUCAACAACAGAAGAAGCGAAAAGUCGCUGGAAAGUCCUUAUACUAUGGAAGAAGAUGAUGAUAAUGAAGGUUUUGGUUUUAGUGAGUUGACGUUUGCUGCUAAAGAGAAUACUUCUUCGUCUGUCAGCAACGAGGAAUUGGUAUCUUUUCUAAAUUCUCAUGAAUCAAAAUUUAAAGGUUUAGUGCAAGGACUGGUGACUGAACUUCAUGAGAAUAUGGAUAAUAUCCCGAAGACAGUUCAUAGUGACCUCACUGAGGAUGUUCUCUUUGAAGAGAGAUUGUUGAACUAUCGAUACAAGAUAAUGAUCACAUUAUCUUUUAUGAUCAAGUCUUUUGAUGACAAGUAUGUGACAGACAAGAAGGUGUAUUUGAUUGCAUAUGUGUACCUUAAGAAUUACAUCGACUGCUAUUUAGUACACCUUGGAGUAUCUGAUUUUGAGAUAACGAAGGUCUACAAAACCCUAGAGAACACAAUUGAUAAUGUGGACAUGGAGCUGUAUGAGGAUGGGGAGAUUCUUUGGAAACCUUUGGGAGUACUUUUUCAAGGAAAUAAGAUCAAAGAAAAAUAA
Molecule: messenger RNA, 660 nt
Organism: Lactuca saligna
Lineage: Eukaryota; Viridiplantae; Streptophyta; Magnoliopsida; Asterales; Asteraceae
Source: the annotation of a GenBank genome assembly